AAAUAGUCUUGGAAAAUUGUGAGUGCCCAGAAUAAUGAUAAAGAUGCACCGAGAAAGCCUUAUUGUAUUGCAUUAGUUCAAAAUCGGUACGCCUAUUCCCCCACGUUCCUCUCUAUUGCGCCAGACAGUUCUCUUUCGCAGCUUCUCCUUUCCCAGUGCAUUCCAACUAUCGAAGAAUGGCGGAUAAGCAGGUGGUUAAGCGAGCUAAGUACAAAUUAUCAGUCAAGGACCCUGGUGUCCCUGGCGUUUUAAGAAUGACCAUGGAAAGGUUCAUAUUUAAGCCUAAUGACCCAAUGUCAUCAUACAAGCUUAAUGUGGAGUUUAGGCUGAUUAAAGGCCAUAAAUUCACUAAAGAGGGCACUAGCAAGCAGGCCUUGCUCAAUCUUUCCCAGGAUCAGGGUAAAAACUAUAUUUUCGAGUUUGACAGUUUCUCAGACCGUGAUGUAUGCAGAGAUUUUGUAGCUUCAGUUAUCACUUCUUGUGGAGAUUCUGGGAAAGCUACCCCUGCACCUGAAAGUUCUACUCUUCCAAAUGAUGAGCAACUCAGCACAUCUGAAAUGGAACGUCGAGUUAAACUUCUCAAGGAGGAUGGUGAAUUGAGGAAACUUCACAAGCAAUUAGUUAUGGGGGGCAUUUUGUCAGAGGGUGAAUUUUGGGCAGCAAGGAAGAAAUUACUAAAUCAGGGUGAUGCUAAGAGGCCAAAGCAACAUGUAGCUUUGAAAAAUCAUAUUUGGCAUAAAAAACCUACCAUUGAUGGUCAGCCUAACAAGAUUACUUUUAACUUGACACCGGAGAUCAUUCUUCAGAUUUUCGCUGAGAAACCAGCUGUUCGUCAGGCAUAUCUUAAUUUUGUUCCAAAGAAGAUGACAGAGAGGGAAUUCUGGACAAAAUAUUCAAGGGCUGAAUAUCUCCAUGGCAUGAAAAAUGCUUUUGCAGCAGCAGCAGCUGUGGCAGCUGAGGAUGAGGAGCUUGCUGUUUUUCUGAAACAAGAUGAAAUUUUGGCAAGUGAAGCUAGGAAAAAGAUUAAACGGGUGGAUCCAACGCUGGACAUGGAAGCAGAUGAAGGCGAUGAUUACAUACAUCUCCCAGAUCGUGGGCUCCCAUGUAAUGAUACAAAGGAGACUGAACACUUUCAACCUGAUCCAUAUAAAAGAUCUUUUGGACAAGAGCUCAAUCAGCAUGCAGCAGUAGUUCUUCGAGGAAGAAUUGUAGAUGAGUUAGGUGACCCAAGAUCUGUAGCUGAAGCACUUCACACACGGAAAGAGGUUGGUGAAGAAUCUUCUGAGACUCUUGGCAAUGAGCGAUCAAGACGGGCUUCUCAAAUGGCUGAGAUUGAGGAUCUACAGGCACCUUCAGAACCCCCAGUUGCACCAUUAUCUAUCAAGGAUCCUCGUGACUAUUUUGAUUCUCAGCAAGCUAAUGCAAUCAAAACACUUGAGGAUUCUGUAGUUGGCAACAGACGCUAUAAAUUUAGAGUGAGCACCUUAGACGCUUUUAGCUCCUUGAAAGGAUUUAUUUCAGAAAUCAAUUCACAGGGGUUACUAGAGCCAAUAGUAAGCCCUGAAGCUGCUUUUAAGGUGUUCAGUACAUUGACUCAGACCAUAUCGAGUACCAAAUAUAACCUUGGAAAAAACCCCCAUGAUAGUGUUUUGGAUAGGUUGCCAAAUGCAACCAAGGAUGAACUGCUACAUCACUGGACAGCAAUCCAGGAAUUAUUAAAGCAUUUCUGGUCCUCUUAUCCAGUCACAACCAAAUACUUUUAUGCCAAGGUAACGAAAUUGAAGGAUGCAAUGUCACAAAUAUAUCUGAAGCUACAGGAGAUCAAGGAAUCCGUGCAGUCAGAUUUGAGGCAUCAAGUUUCCCUUCUUGUUCAUCCAAUGCUUCAGGCAUUGGAUGCUGCUUUUGCGCAUUAUGAUGCAGAUUUACAAAAGAGAUCUGAGAAAGGGGGAGUAAGCUCAAAUGGUCUUAUAUAGAGACAGAAGAACUACUUCACCACCAUUUGAGGUUGAAGCGGAUCCACUGCACGUUGAGUCCUUAGCCAUGGAGUCCUUAGCCAUCGCCAUCAUCACCUGGCCUUCACCAUCAACUCAUCGCUCCAACCUUCACAUUCACCAUCAUCGUGAAAAGCAGACUUCCUCUAUUUUAGGAGUUCGACCAAGAGUAGAUUUCAUCUUACUACAACUUGAUUCGUUCGACUUUCACAUGGUCUCCCAAGUCCCAAUCGUUGAUGCUCUGGCCUGUCGGGAUUCAAACAUCUCUAGUCUGUCACUAUUCCUCCAUCUUUGGUGGUGCAGAGUUUCUCGAUGACAAUGUUGAUGCUCUAUUUAGACUAGAUUCUGAUGAGAUUGAUUUGGCAAAUCGGUCCAACCCUUGUGACAUCGCUCUCACAUACCAAAUGAGUAUAACGUUUAUAUAUACUCCGUUCAUCCUGUAGAAAGGUUUCAUGUUCUUUUUUUGGACAUUUCA
This is a messenger RNA of Cuscuta europaea, 2466 nucleotides long. NCBI's taxonomy places the organism in Eukaryota, Viridiplantae, Streptophyta, Magnoliopsida, Solanales, Convolvulaceae. The record is from the annotation of a GenBank genome assembly.